Messenger RNA from Macadamia integrifolia, 1472 nucleotides. RefSeq names its product E3 ubiquitin-protein ligase SINAT5. Lineage: Eukaryota; Viridiplantae; Streptophyta; Magnoliopsida; Proteales; Proteaceae. Gene Ontology annotation, cellular component: cytoplasm. The coding region runs from base 300 to 1238 and encodes 312 amino acids. The transcript has 3 exons. Gene Ontology annotation, biological process: ubiquitin-dependent protein catabolic process; multicellular organism development. Gene Ontology annotation, molecular function: zinc ion binding; ubiquitin protein ligase activity; protein binding. The record is from RefSeq and is a predicted model, not a curated record.
UAGAGAGAGAGAGAGAGUGGGGAUUAAUGUUUGUUAUUGGAUUGUGAUUUGCGAUCGAGUUCUUUCAUUCACUUUCCCUCUCUUCUCUCCCUCCUCCUUCCUCCCUCCUCCCUCCCUUUCUGGUUUUCUUUUCUUUUUUCCUCCUCCUUUUGUUCUUCUAUGGCCAACUGCUUUUCUUCGUCUUUAAAGGAAAUCGAGGAUGAAGGGAGGUAGAAGAGGAAGAAUCUAGAGAAAGGGAAGAGACCCAGAACAACGAUUCGUCAGCAUUGCUUUCUCUUCCGGGAUUUUAUUUUGUAUAAAUGGAAUUGGAUAGCAUUGAAUGUAUAUCGUCCUCGGACGGGAUCGAGGAGGAAGAGAUCCAUCAUCAUCAGUUCUCGACCAAGCCCCACAACAACAUCGCUUCCCCGGUGAUAUCUCCGGCCACCAGCGUCCAUGAGUUGCUCGAGUGCCCCGUUUGCACCAAUUCAAUGUACCCCCCUAUCCAUCAGUGCCACAAUGGCCACACCCUCUGCUCCACUUGUAAAACAAGGGUGCACAAUCGGUGUCCCACUUGUAGACAGGAACUCGGAGACAUCAGGUGUCUAGCUUUGGAGAAGGUGGCUGAGUCACUUGAACUACCCUGCAAAUACUGCUCCCUCGGCUGCCCAGAGAUCUUCCCCUACUACAGCAAGCUCAAGCAUGAAUCACAGUGUAACUUUAGACCAUACAACUGCCCAUAUGCUGGAUCAGAGUGUUCUGUUGUGGGGGAUAUCCCUUUUCUUGUUUCCCAUCUAAGAGAUGAUCACAAGGUUGACAUGCACACUGGAUGCACAUUCAACCAUCGCUAUGUGAAGGCUAAUCCCCGUGAAGUUGAAAACGCCACUUGGAUGCUUACUGUCUUCAAUUGUUUCGGUCAGUACUUCUGCCUGCACUUUGAAGCCUUCCAGCUUGGCAUGGCUCCUGUGUACAUGGCAUUCCUUCGUUUUAUGGGUGAUGAGGCUGAGGCUCGAAAUUAUAGCUAUAGCUUGGAGGUUGGGGCAAAUGGCCGUAAACUCAUCUGGGAAGGCACCCCGAGGAGUGUCCGUGAUAGCCACCGGAAGGUCAGGGACAGCCAUGACGGUCUCAUUAUCCAACGGAACAUGGCACUGUUCUUCUCUGGUGGAGACAGGAAGGAAUUGAAGCUAAGGGUUACAGGGCGUAUCUGGAAGGAGCAACAGAGCUCAGAUGCUGGGGUGUGCAUUCCCAAUCUUUGUAGCUGAAUUAUGAUUAUAAGUCUCAUUUUGUUAUGCUGGGAUUGCAAACCCAUCCUCUGUAAUUUUGAACUCAUGGGACUACAGUACUACUGGUUCUUGGUCUUGUGCGUCCAAAUCCUAUGCUCCUCUCUCUUUCUCUCUCUACGUGUUGUAUGUUUGCCAACUUUUUCUGGUAACUUAAUUAUGUACAAGAUGCUGAGGAAUUGUGAAAGGUUUAUGGAUGUUGGAGGUUUACUCUUC